CUCUGCUUCUAGACUUUGAUCAGCACAACCAACUUGAAAUAUGAAGGUUCUCGAAGACUACCGGUCUCUGGUCCAUGGUAUUGGUUCUCUAGAUUUCUCUGGGGAUGCUGUUCCCUGCAAGCUGCUGCUAACAGGAGACACUGCAUUCCCUGUGCUGGUAACUCCAAGAAAAGAUGUACUCAUUGCUGCUUCUCGCUAUGGAAAAGGAAAAGUAGUGGUUAUGGCCCAUGAGAGUUAUCUAAACACAAAUGCAUUUAUGGACUUUUUGAAAAAUGCUGUAUCUUGGUUGAGUCCAAAUUCAGAAGCCAACAUUGGGGUACACAAAGGAUUAAAUCUCCUAACAGAUAAUCUUUCUGCCAAUGGAUCCAAAGUCCAAAACACUUCUACCCUGAUUGAGGGCCUGGGAGUGUUCUGUACAAUCGGAUAUGAUGAUAGCCAGGAUAAGCAGAUCAUUUCAUUUGUACGAGAAGGGGGAGGCCUGCUGAUCGGGGCUCAGGCUUGGCACUGGUCCUACAGCCACAAGCAGGAAAAUGUGCUGCACCAUUUUCCAGGAAACAAAAUAAUAUCUGUUUCUGGGGUGCACUUCACCAGUGACUAUGGAGAAAAAGGAAAUAUAUGUGUUAUGGAAAAUAUACCACAGGCUCCAAUUUACACAAGUUUUGACUUCUCACUCGACCAGAAGUACCUUCUAAAAGGCAUGUCUCAACUGGACAUCAGUGGGUCAAGUAUUCCUUCAGAUCUUCUUUUGCAUGGUACUUUGUCAUUUCCAGUUGGGCUUAGUGAAAACAAGCAAUGUUUUCUUGGUGCUACAUAUUAUGGCAAAGGGCGUGUGGUUGUAGCAACACAUGAAGGUUACCUAUCCAAAUCAGAGCUGAAAACCAUAAUGCUAAAUGCCAUAUCUUGGCUAGAUAUAAAUCAGAACAGAAGAAUUGGUGUUCACAAGGGCCUGAGACAAUUUGCUGAGCUUUUGCAGAAGGAAAACAUCCCAUGUAAUAUAUCCAGCUUAGACCCUGAUCUAAGUGUUUACUGCUGCACGUCCUACAGUGAUGCGGAAGCAAAAGCAAUCCAUGAGUUUGUUGCAGAGGGAGGAGGACUUUUAAUUGCUGGCCAUGCAUGGUAUUGGUCCUCUCAGAAUUCAGACUUGGAUGUCCUUAUCCAAUACCCAGGAAACAAGAUACUAAACAAGUUUGGCAUUAGCAUUCUGGAUAGAACCAUUCCUGGGGGCAAUUAUAAUGCAAUCAAUCCGGAUGAGUCCAGUCAACAGUAUCACUUCCGCAGAGGACUUUGUAAUUUGCAGGCUGAACUGAGAAGUGGUGCAGAAGUGAAACCUCCCUUGAGUAUUUGGAUGAACAAGCUCAGGCAGGAUGUCACUGCUUUUAUGAGGCUACCAGCCAAUCCUAUCAUCAGCUCCAUCCAGAGUCAGUUUGUAGAGAUGAUGCAGAUAUGUGAAAUCCCCAAUGUCACUAAGCAGUGUCCUGUGAGCAGCUGCUCAAAAGAAGCAUUUAUCUUGUGUUUGGCUCAGGAAUGCUUUAAUGUGUGUGAUGAAUCACAUAUUCUGGAAAAGGAACCUUCAAUCACUGUUGAGAUUGAUGGCACAAACCCAGGUAAUAAUGCCUGGAGAAGCACUGGUCUGUACUUGGCUCCCAGAAAGACAGCAGUUCUUGAGUUCCCUGCCUCGGCUGUGCACCAAGGUCUCCAGGUACAGGUUGGCUGUCAGUCAGACGAUUUGAGCUCUGCAGAUAAGUAUUGUCGUGCCCCUGUUGUUGUACGUAGAUUCCAUGUUGAUAGCCAGAGGGUUUCAGUGUCCUGUUUCUGGGGAGGACUUGUAUACAUCACUGUGAAAGCUAACAGCAACUUGGGUAUAAUCCCAGUUAAGGUGUAUGAAGCAGAACCAGCUCCGAUCUAUAUAAAAGGCAAGACCAGUCUUGACACAUGGAUACAAUCAAUUCGCAAUUUGCCUGCUCCGUGGGCUGAGCUGAUUACAGAAAACAUUAUCUUGACUGUACCCUCUGAUGCUAUUCGCUCACUAAGUGAUCCAGAAGCCCUGCUGUCUCUUUGGGACAAGAUAAUGGUUGCUAUUACUGAGCUUGCCGCCAUACCAAAGAAAUUGCCACGUCCUGAGCGAUUUGUUGCAGAUGUACAGAUCUCAGCAGGUUGGAUGCAUGCUGGAUACCCCAUCAUGUGCCAUUUGGAAUCAGCUAAAGAACUGACUGACUUAAACAUUAUGCAGACAGGAGGAAUCUGGGGACCAAUACAUGAACUAGGACAUAAUCAGCAGAAAACAAACUGGGAGCUUCCACCACACACAACAGAGGCAACAUGUAACCUUUGGUCCGUGUAUGUGCAUGAAACAGUUCUGGGAAUACCACGGAGUCAAGCACAUUGUUGUCUACAGGCAGAAACCAGGGCCAAUCAUAUACAGGAAUAUUUGAGGAACGGAUCCAACAUAGAACAAUGGAAUGUAUGGACAGCAUUGGAGACCUAUCUACAGUUGCAAGAAGGCUUUGGCUGGGAACCAUUCAAGCAGCUAUUCAAAGAUUACCAGAGCAUGUCGGGCAUCAGAAAUGAAAACAAAUCCAAGAUGAACCUGUGGGCGGAGAAGUUCUCUGAAGCUGUGCAAACCAAUCUUGUUCCAUUCUUUGAGGCCUGGGGCUGGCCCAUUGAGGAAGCAACUCACAGUAAAUUGUCUGUAUUACCUGUAUGGGAGAAGGAUCCCAUGAAGUCAUAUCUUAGUGCAAGGAAAUCAAACUCAAACUAAUCUAUUUCAUUAUCACUGUUCUUUCUUUGGCUGUACAUCUUCUAGUAAUAGUAAUAAAAAAUCAGCAAUACUA
Molecule: messenger RNA, 2831 nt
Organism: Xenopus laevis (African clawed frog)
Lineage: Eukaryota; Metazoa; Chordata; Amphibia; Anura; Pipidae
Gene: tcaf1.L
Product: TRPM8 channel associated factor 1 L homeolog
Exons: 8
Coding region: 41-2758 (905 amino acids)
Biological process (GO): positive regulation of protein targeting to membrane
Cellular component (GO): plasma membrane
Molecular function (GO): transmembrane transporter binding
Source: RefSeq, marked provisional